Folsomia candida is the source of this 2351-nucleotide messenger RNA. RefSeq lists its product as uncharacterized. The record is from RefSeq and is a predicted model, not a curated record. The coding region runs from base 138 to 1757 and encodes 539 amino acids. Gene Ontology annotation, molecular function: protein binding. Lineage: Eukaryota; Metazoa; Arthropoda; Collembola; Entomobryomorpha; Isotomidae. The transcript is spliced from 7 exons.
UAUGGAUGCGUCAUCAUCACACCUUAUGAAUGUGAGACAUCGAAGAUAAGCAGGAAUACAACAACGCUGUAUCGUGCAAGUCACUUAGACAUAAGCCCAGACUUCAAUACAUUUCUAUAUAAAUAAAUUGGCGUAAUAUGGAUCUGCCGUCGCCUUUUUCCCAAAAAGGCAACAUUUCCCUACUUUCUUGCUCUCAAAUUGGUGAUGAAUCAGCAAUGGAGAAUACCAGUUGGACAUCAAUAGCUUUGCGGAAUCCGUUGAUUCUCGACCAAAUUCUGGCCCAACUUGAUAUCACAGAAUUGAAGAAGGCGCGCCUUGUUUGUCGAAGCUGGAGAGAGAUUGGGGGCAGUUUGCUAGGAAAACGGACCAUGCUCUGCAUCAGCAAGCUUUUCUACUACGACGGGUGCAAGUUGUGCGUCACCCCCGUGGCUUCAAAUUUAAUGCGUCGAAUCACCAUCCCCACUCACCAUAAAUUCGACGACUCCAUUCCCACCAGAAAGAAGCCUAACGUCAUUAUUAAAGUGUUCAAAGACCUCGCCCACCAGUUGCAAUUUACUCGCGAAAUUAUUUUUCACGUCCACCAGAGGAAAUCCGAGAACGCCUUUAUCACAGGGUUGAGGAGGAACCUGAAGAAUAUCCAACACAUUAGUCUACAAGUUGGUUGGGACAGGUACAAACCUAGUCCUUCCAGUGGAGUGUCUCCAGCCUAUACCAAAAAUCUGGCUGUUCUAACUAAACUGACCUCAAUUAAUUUUGUACUUGGCGAGAUCAUAGAUACAUACCCGGCACAUUCCCUCCUUCAAUUUUUGAUAGACUCGGCACCUAAUUUGAAAUAUUUAAAAGGCCGCUCGUGGUUAUACCCGAGUUUGGAAAGAUGCAAGAAUUUGAAAAUGCUUCAUUUUCAAAACACAGUUCCUUCCACUUCUCCAACUGAUGUCAAUUUGAUAGGUGCGAUCAAAAUGUUGGGGCAUGUGAAGGAUUCCCUAAUCGAGAUGGUAUUAUUAUGCCCCAAUGGCCGUGAUACAGUUGUCGACAUGUCACAGCUGAAUCAGAGUCUGGACCUUCCAGUAAUGUCAAAACUUACCUCUCUCUCGAUUCGACCAGCAGCUGAGUUUAUGUUUCACGACUUUUUUAACGAGGACUACCUCCCAGUACUUACAACAGUACUUCUCCAAGUGAAACAUACGUCAGACAGGUUGAAUGUGUCGGCUUACCUUAACUUGUGGAAAGGACAUCGUGGAAUCAAAUAUUUCAGGUUAGAACUUGAAGAAGAAUGGCAGAAUGUAGGUGCCAAUGUAAUCGGGCGGAAGAUAGUCCGAGUAUUUCCAUCAGUCACGAAAUUCGACCUAAGGGCAUGGCUCGGUGAGGACAUUGUUAUCCAAGCGAUAGAACAAAUGAUGACACCCUACCAAAAGUGGGAGCUGGAGGAUGUUAGCGUUACCGGUGACCAUGUUACAAAAUCCUCCGUGUUGGUUGCAGUCCUGAAAAACGUAGUGCGUUGGAAAGGUGCUAAACAUGUCCACUUCGAGGACACUCUUGUCCAGCAGCGUGAAUUUUCUCUCCACAUUCACGAGCUAAUCUCAAACAGUGAAGGAUGUACAGGAGUGAAAAUCUGCGGCGGAUAUAAUCGUUCGGUGCAGGAAAUGCUACAACUACUUGGGCCAAUAUUUGAAGGUAGCGGAACUCCAAUUCGUAUGUACGGGGAGUGUGGAUCCCACACUGGGCGGACACCGUGUUUAUUGAAAUCAUUAUUAUGAUUCCAAUGAAGAGAGGCAAUGCGACAAAAUUCAGUUUUGACACCAUACUAAAUUAUUAGUUUUUGCGGUGUUCUGGAAAUCUGCGAGAAAAUAAUUUCAAAAUUUAUUUUUUAUUUUUUUUUAAUUCAAUCGGAAACAUGAAUCUUGUUUUACCUGAAGCUAGCUCGGUAUGGGGUACAUAUUAAUGUGGCUUAUUCCAGUUUUGAUUUGCCUUGGACCAAAACACUUGUCAUUUUAUAUACUAAUACGUAAAUUAGCACAGCUUGCGAAUAAUCAGCUUCUUUGUUAGGGAACUAACAAGGUAACAGCUGGAACGGACUGGAAAUUGUGUUUAAUGCUGGGCUGAUACGCAUAUUCUAGCAAGGCAUCAAUUUGUUGUCAACAACGUCAACAAAACAAACAUACAAAAGAACAUAUUUUUCCAACGAACUGCGACACGAUUCUAUGUCAUAUCCGUAUAACAGUUGGAUCCAUCAAUUCAGGGCGAUAAAGCUACAGCAAGAUCAGUAACAUAAUAAAUAUUUGUAAAUUGAAUUAUUUAUUUAGCGAAUUUUUGAUUUAUGGAUAUAUCUGCAAUAAAAUUUGUUGAAAAAA